This is a messenger RNA of Oppiella nova, 1062 nucleotides long. NCBI's taxonomy places the organism in Eukaryota, Metazoa, Arthropoda, Arachnida, Sarcoptiformes, Oppiidae. The record is from the annotation of a GenBank genome assembly.
CACAAUAUUUUUCUAAACUGUACAUACCAGUCCACUAGGUUUACAAAAAAGAUUACUGUUUAAAAAAAUUAAAAAUAUUUAUUUCUAAACAAGUAAUAAUCGGCGAAAAUGAGUAAUUUUAUGGCAGUGCUGUCAAUGAUGGGCUCAGAGAUCCCGCAAACUAUAUUCCGGUGCCGCCGAAGAUUCCUCGGCACCAGACGUCUGGACGGGAAGGUUGUGGUCAUAACCGGCGGUAACGCAGGCAUUGGUAAAGAAGCCGCGUAUCAGCUCUCGUUGAGGGGACCGAAGAAAAUAAUAAUCGGUUCGAGAAAUACAGAGAAUAACGAGAAAGCCGUGAAUGAGAUCAAGAGCCGUAAUCCCGGCGCCAAUAUAACGGCCCUUAAGCUGGACUUAUCGUCGCUGAAGUCGGUCCGCGAGUUCGCCAAACAAAUCACGGAAAGUGAGUCCAAAGUGGAUAUACUGGUCAACAACGCAGGCGUUCCCGUAGUGUCCGGACCGGCACAGGAGUCGGUAGACGGCUAUGAAAUGCAAUUUGCGGGGUGCUAUUUGGGUCACUUUCUAUUAUCACUGCAUUUGUUGCCAUUAAUGCGGAAGUCGUCGGACGCGCGCAUCAUAAAUGUGGCCUCAGUUGGACACCUUUUCGGACAAAUAUAUCUGCAAAACAUAAACCUCCGUAACGGCGCCUACACGGCGGGCAGGGCCCACCAUCAGGCCAAACUGGCACAGGUGUUGUUCACACGGGAAAUGGCCCGGCGUUUAGGCGGCGGCGACAGUAGCGUCAAGACCUACGCCGUGAACCCCGGUAUGAUUAACUCCAGGCGCGAGAAAAGCAUUUUUGUCCGCUUUUUAAAGUCGUUGCUACUGUUGGGCGUCGAGAUGGGCCCCCAGACCUACCUGUACUGCGCGCUGGACGAGGCCCUCGACCAUGAGUCGGGUUUUUAUUAUGAUAACUGCCAACGGGUGGACCGGAUGGUGAGCCACGCGGUCGACGAUAAGACGGCUUACGAUUUGUGGGAAUUGAGCGCAGAUUUAGUGAAACUCGAGACUCAGUACAGGAUAUGA